AUAAACGUUCACAUAGAGCAGUAGCAGCACACUCUAACAACCAAUUUGCAGUCUCAUCAUCAACAGCAGAACGAGUGCUUGAGGAAUGCUGGAUUGACUGGUUUCCAAACACAAGGAAGAUGAGCAAUAAGAACCCGCUUGUAUACUUUGAUGUGUCUAUAGAUGGAGAUCCUGUUGAAAGAAUGGUUUUUGAGCUCUUCUCAGAUACUGUUCCCAAGACCGCAGAGAAUUUUCGGGCACUUUGUACAGGAGAAAAAGGGAAUAGUCAGAAAACUGGAAGACCACUACACUACAAGGGAUCUUUUUUCCAUCGCAUAAUCAAAGGAUCUUUGGCUCAGGGUGGUGAUUUUUAUAAACGUGAUGGAAGUUAUGGAGAGAGCAUAUAUGGUGGGAAAUUUCCAGGUGUGGGAUGACAUUCGUCUUAUUCUUGCUGCAUGGGAGCUAUUCUAUAAGAACAAAUGAUGAAUCUUCCAAGUUGAAACAUGAUGCCCCUGGCCUUCUGACAAUGGCAAUGGCAGAUCGUGAUUCACGUGGCUCUUUGUUUAACAUCACCUUCGCUGCUAACCGUCAUCUUGACAGGAAGUAUGUUGUUUUCGGGAAGCUUGUGCAAGGAGUUGAUGUAUUGAAAAAGAUUGAAAACGUGGGUGAUGAAGAUGGAAGACCGACUGUGACUGUGAAGAUCAUUUAUUGCGGUGAAGUUAGUGAGUGCGAGAAUCAGAGUUCUGAUAAGAAGGCAGCAGGAAAAAAAACAAAGGAUGUUUCCUCAGAGGUACACAGCCAUGAAGUAAGGCGAAAGGGGAAGCACAAGAAAUCUUCAAAGGAUAGAAGGAAGAAGAGAAGGCGAUAUUCCUCUAGUGAAUCAGACAGUUCAUCAGACAUGGAUUCAGAGUCAUCUGAUUCUGAUAGCGAGUCUGACUCUGACUCAUCCACAUCGUCAUCAUCUGAUUUUAGCUCUUCAAGUGAUGACAGACGUAAGAGAAAAAAGAGACCUUCUAAAAGGGAUCGACACAAGCGUGGUAAAAGGAGGGACAAGAGACAUGCGAAGAGGCGCAGGAAGCAUGAUAAGAAGUCCAAACGCAAAUCGAAAAGGGGCUCGGAUAGUGUUAGCGAGAGUGCAAGUGAAAAUGAACAUGGUUCUGAAGACAAUGGUGAUGCUAGGAAGCUAAAUCAGAAGCAUAAUAACUCGACUAAUAUCACUGAUGGCAAUCAGUCUCCUUCAGCUGAAGUUGAAGAUGGUUCUAGUCGUCGUAAAACUGGAGACGCAUAUGAAAGGGUAGAAGGUGAGUAUCCCAAGGAAAACGGCAAUCGACCUAGCAAUGGUGCUGAUGUGGUGAAGAUUGUUGCUGGGAGACCUGAUGUAGUAAAUGACCACCCACGCAAUUCCAGAAGUGUAAGCAAAAGUCCUCAAAAGCCUUUGAGCAAGAGCAUGAGUAUCAGUCCUAGGAGGAGCCCUAGUGUGAGCCCGAGGCGGAAAAACCGGAGCCCGUAUAGAAGUGAGAGCGGCAGCAAGAGUCCAGUUAGAAGCAUUAGCAGAAGUCCAGUAAGAGGCAAAAAGGUAAGCCCAAGCCCAAGUCCGGUUAGACCUCAUAUCCGUAAACCUGUUAACAGGAGUCCUACGCCGUCACCAUCACCACCUCGCGGUAGAAAAUCCUCACGUAAGUCAGUAAGCAAAAGCCCUGUUAGAUCUUCUAGAAUAAGUCAUAGCCGAAGCCCUGUGAGAUCUUCUAAACGAAGCUUGAGCAGAAGCUCGGGUCGGCCCCCCUUAAGGAGAAGCCCAAGCCGGAGCCGGAGCCCGGUCAGGCCACCUGCGAGGAGUAGUCGUCGUAGUUAUUCUAGAAGCCCUGUGGGUGGGCGCAGGGGUAGAUCACCCUCUAGAAGUGUUUCUCCUGAUGGACGUAUCAGAAGAGGGAGGGGUUUCAGUAAUAGAUAUUCAUAUGCACGUAGAUAUCAUUCUCCUGAUCGUUCACCACUCAGAUCUUAUCGUUAUGGCAGGACCGACCAUGACAGGUAUUCAAGCUAUAGGCGCCGCAGCCCCCUGAGGGACAGAAGUCCGCUUAGGUACAGAGCUAGAAGAAGCAGGACCCGAAGUCCAAGUGUAUCACGAAGCCCAGUCCGCCAACGUCGCCGUUACAGCCGUAGCCGCUCACCUGUCGAGACAUCUAGAUACCGGCCUUCACCGCCUGUUGAAAGGAGAAGGGCACCACGCAGCCGAACUCCACCUUCUAGAAGCAGGAGUCCAUAUGAACCAAGGUCUUCACCCUCACCAUCUCCAAGAAGGACCAGCAGGUCAAAAUCAAAGUCAAAAUCGAUAUCAAGGUCAAGGUCUAGGUCAUCUUCUGGAACCCCGCCUGCUAAGAAAGGACUUGUAUCCUACGGAGAUGGUUCUCCUGAUUCUGGUCAGAAGUGAGAAAUGAAUGUUGAUGACGGGUUUUUUUUUCUGUGCUUUUGGUAUCUUGCAGCAUUGAAUGAUUUAUGAGUAGGGUGUGAAUUGAAUAAUUGACCUUUUUCUGCAUAUUUGCUUAUGUUGCUUAGACUAGUAUGGACGAUUGGAUGUGUUUUCCGAGGUUUAGACUUCUUUGAGGAUUAUGUUUUUCAAGCUACAGUUAUCUACUUAUCUUUAUCGUGAAA
This is a messenger RNA of Helianthus annuus (common sunflower), 2628 nucleotides long. RefSeq names its product peptidyl-prolyl cis-trans isomerase CYP95. The coding region runs from base 410 to 2407 and encodes 665 amino acids. Gene Ontology annotation, biological process: protein peptidyl-prolyl isomerization. Lineage: Eukaryota; Viridiplantae; Streptophyta; Magnoliopsida; Asterales; Asteraceae. Gene Ontology annotation, molecular function: peptidyl-prolyl cis-trans isomerase activity. The record is from RefSeq and is a predicted model, not a curated record. The transcript is spliced from 15 exons.